AUGGUACUGAAGUUUGUGUGUUUCCAUGGGAGUGGCGGACAGCAAAAGGAAGUCACCAGUUGGCAUGAUCCUUUUCCUGACUUACACCCUACCACGACAAGAACCUCUUGCCUCGCGGGCGCUAGCGAGAGAACUAGGGCCAUCAGUGACCUGAGUAAAGUACCAUCUCACCGGGCUGAACUCCAGGCUGAGCUCAGCCUGCUCGCCAGGCGCACGACCGCCACCGAUCCUACACCCGAGGGGGUGGAACGCAUUCCCGUCGCCCUGAAGGGUAUGGCGCUGGAGAACCUCGAUGGGCGACCGCUGAGGGCCGCCUUAAUUGGAUCCUAUACGAUGGAGGUGUUUGCCAGAAACUCGCAGGGUUCUAAGGUACUGGCAGGGGACAUGAGGGUCCUCGAGGUCUUCCCUAGAGCCUGCCGACUGUUAUUCCCACGAGAGGACCAAAAUGAUCGAAAGGAGGGGGAGUCUCCAUCCAAGGACUGA
Molecule: messenger RNA, 483 nt
Organism: Fusarium vanettenii 77-13-4
Lineage: Eukaryota; Fungi; Ascomycota; Sordariomycetes; Hypocreales; Nectriaceae
Exons: 3
Coding region: 1-483 (160 amino acids)
Source: RefSeq, a predicted model, not a curated record